Molecule: messenger RNA, 1017 nt
Organism: Adineta steineri
Lineage: Eukaryota; Metazoa; Rotifera; Eurotatoria; Adinetida; Adinetidae
Source: the annotation of a GenBank genome assembly
AUGUAUCUUACUUCAUUUUUUCGUUCCUUUAUUAAUAUUUCUACAUCGGUCUCAAAGACAACAUUUCGAACAUUAUCAGUUGUAGCUAAAUCAUCGAUUCCAUUAGAAUCAUCAUUAUCGUAUGCUGAUAGUGUUCUUAUAUUAUCAUUGGUAUUACCAUCACGUCAAGAAACAUGUCGAUUUCAUCUUAAUUUAGAAACAGCAACUGUAGGUCAACUUGUUGAUGAAAUUAAAAUUGAAGAUGCUGGUAUUGAACAUGUUCAUGUUUUUGAUGAUCAUGGUCAAUUAUUAUCGAAAUCAUAUUCAAUGAAAUCAAUUAUGAAAUCUCCUUUUACUGUACAACUCAAUCAACAACGUGCAUUUCUUUUUGAUCCAAUUAAUAAUUUACAAAUUAAAGAAAAUACUGUAAGAUCAACUAAAACGGAUGGCCCAUCAACUGAAGAUACAAUUGUAGCACUUUAUCAAGCAUUGAAUAUUAUGAAAGUUUAUCAUAAGAAAUAUUCUGAAUUAAAAAUUGAAGCAAAUGAAUUAACAACACAAUUAGAACCAUUAGAAAAAGUUAAAGAUAUAUUAGCUAAAAUAUGUCAACGUCAUACGUCUCGGUGCAUAUGGUAUGGAUUAGGAGCAAUGUCAUUUCAAGUUGGUAUUCUAGCUGAACUCACAUGGGAUGUUUACUCAUGGGAUAUUGUUGAGCCUAUUUCAUAUUUUAUUGCUUAUGGUACUGCUAUGGGAUUUUAUGCAUUUCAUUUAAUGACGCGAGCUGAUUUUGAAUAUAUGACAAUGACUGAUCGUCUAUUUUUAAGGAGAUUCUAUAGUGAAGCUCGUCGUCAUUCAUUUGAUAUAUCGCUUUAUAAUCGUUUAAAAAAUCGACUCUUUAUUGUACAUACUGAUUUAGCACGUUUACGAUCUCCAUUAUCCUUAUCAUUACCAGUUCCACCAAAUCCUUUAAAAUGUAAAAUUAGUGGUGAAGAAUUAAAUCAACUAGAUGUUUAUCGUACACGACAACAUAUAGAAUAA